Molecule: messenger RNA, 1164 nt
Organism: Indicator indicator
Lineage: Eukaryota; Metazoa; Chordata; Aves; Piciformes; Indicatoridae
Product: translation initiation factor IF-2-like
Exons: 4
Coding region: 1-1164 (387 amino acids)
Source: RefSeq, a predicted model, not a curated record
AUGUGGACGAGCCCUGCAACAGAGCCCGGGGACAUUGGGGAGAAUUUGGAGCAGCCCUUGACCCCUGCUGCUGCUGGCACCCCGGGGACGGGGUUACCCUACCCGGGCCUCCCAAACCCCCCCGCGGGGACGCAGCUCAGCCAUCCCAAACCUCAGUCCCGUGAGACCGGGGGAGAACCAGCCCCCCGUAACACGGACCCGGGGGGGACUAGUGACUCGAAGGCCCCCGCCACCCGCGGAGCUCCGCGCUCCCGCCGUUCCCCCCCGCCAUUCUCUCCACCCGCCCCCGGUGCCCUGAGGCUGCAGCGGGGCCGCGUCCCGGUCCCCCCCACGCGCCGCUCCCCACGGCGUGGGGGUCUGCAGGUGCCGCGCCAAGUUCCCCCCUCGCACUCCCGGGGCGGGUUCCCGGAGGUCCCCGCCAGGGCGGGGAAGGGGCUUCCCGGUGGGGGAGUCCGCGGUGGAGGCAGCAGCAUCAUCCUCUUUCUCUUCCUGGCCCCCCUGUUCCUCCCCACUAGCUCCCGCGGGCGCGGCGGCGGCGCGACAAAGCGCCGGUCCCCGGUGCGCGAUCGUACCUGCGGCGGGGGUUCAGCGCCGGCGGGCGACGAGCGGGGCGGGGAGCGGGGCUUGGCGGAGCGGGCCCCCCCGCAGCCGGGCCGCCGGGCCGCUCCGCCACAUCUGCAGGGGCUGGCGGCGGGGCUCGCCCCCCCGCAGUGUGUCUAUCUUCCCCCCCACACGAUGUACCCCUCGGUGUGUCCCUUUAAUCCCCCCGUCCUUAUGUACCCCCCGGAGCGAUGUGACGUCACACCGCGUGGCUGGCGUCACGCCUGUCGGGGGCCUCCGCAUGACGUCACCGGGGGGGGAGGCGGGGGGUUGUCCCGGGGCCGCGGCUCCUUCCGGCGGCAGGAUGUGGCGGGGCCGGCCCGGAUGCUGCAGCCCGCACCGGGGCAGGGGGGGGGAACAGACAUGGGACUCCCUCCUCGGCGCCCGCCGAGGGUUGUGGGGACAGUGGCCCACGCGGGUGGCCGGGACACGCCCCACCCGCAGAGGAGGUUGGUGUGGGGAUGGAGUGCAGUUGCUGUGACCCAAACAGCCACAACGAGGGGGGACACGAAGGCGGAGCAGCGCUGGCCCACGCGGUGGCUGACACCACCCCUCCAUCCGUGA